This is a messenger RNA of Propithecus coquereli (Coquerel's sifaka), 642 nucleotides long. RefSeq names its product vesicle-associated membrane protein 5 (gene VAMP5). The transcript is spliced from 3 exons. The record is from RefSeq and is a predicted model, not a curated record. The coding region runs from base 42 to 392 and encodes 116 amino acids. Lineage: Eukaryota; Metazoa; Chordata; Mammalia; Primates; Indriidae. Gene Ontology annotation, cellular component: plasma membrane. Gene Ontology annotation, biological process: Golgi to plasma membrane protein transport.
GCUGGGGCAGAGGAACCCGAGCAGGCGAGGAGGCGGCGGCGAUGGCAGGGAAGGAGUUGGAGCGGUGCCAGCAGCAGGCGAAUGAGGUGACGGAAAUCAUGCUCAACAAUUUUGACAAGGUCCUGGAGCGUGAUGGGAAGCUGGCGGAGCUGGAGCAGCGUUCAGACCAACUCCUGGAUAUGAGCUCAGCCUUCAGCAAGACAACCAAGACCCUGGCUCAGAAGAAGCGCUGGGAGAACACCCGUUGCCGGAUCUACUUGGGACUGGUGGUGGGUGGUGGCCUGCUCUUCAUCCUGAUUUUGUUGCUGGCCAUCUUUCUCCCACAGAGCAGUGAGAACAGUAGUGCCCCGCAAGCCCAGGAUGCAGGCACUGCCUCAGGGCAUGGGGACUGACACAGCUGGGCCUGGGGAGAGGCUGAAUGGCGGCACUGGCCCAUUCUGGUUUCCAGAGAACCCUGGUGUUUGCUCCUGUCUGAGCCACCCCAGUGAGCACUGAAAGGCAGCCCUGAUGUGUGCACCUCUGCAUCUCCCAUCAUGCCACAGACUGGCCCUUGAGGGCAGCCUGCUGUAUUGGCCAUGCCAGGCCAGCCCCACCUGGAGCUCAGUAAAAGCUGCUGUUUGAUUAAAAGCCGGUGUGUGUAUG